AAUGGGUCAUUUUCAAAAGGAAAUACCCGCGCCAUGCCAAUGUUGUGAAAUUGAAUUGCGUUCUUUGUUUAUAAAAAAAAUAUCUUGUGAUGUCCCAAAUAAAUGAGAGUUGUGUUGAAGUCGGAAAUAGCCCUAUUUAUACAGGAAACAUAACAUAUGAAGAUAAAGACAAUCGUUGCCCUUUGAAGUUGGUGAACUCUGGUUGUACGAGUGAUGAAUUAGUUAUGGAUGUUCCCAGCACUCCAGCAAACAUUGAUGACAGUAUUAAUUCCGACUGUCAAAUCUUGGCGCCUAACAAUGAAAAGCUAAUAUACAUUAAUCUUGGCUCCGAUAUUGAAGAUGCUGAUGAAAUUCCACACGGAGUUGGCAAUUUGGAACGAGUGGAGGAUGAGCAUGAGGCUGGUCUGGUCGCCAAUUACGCAAGUGACGAGAAUGCCAUAUUUGUUAGUGCUGACAUUUAUGAGCGAGAGAAAGCCAACUUUGAUGAACUUGUUCAAAACACGCUUAAAGCUGAGAAGCGGAAGGUACAGCUGGAAUCUCAAGAUAAGUAUGCGUCUGAUUUGGACGCGGCAGAAAAGGAUGUACUCCAGCUAAAUGCUCGACUUGCAUUGAUGUCCCAAUACAUCGAUAAUUUGCGAGUGGAAAGUGAACAAGGCAAUAAAGAUAAACCAGGUCCUAAUUCCGAGGCUGGAGCUGAAGCAGAUGAGAAGCCCAGUUGGUCACAUAUAUAUGCUGGAGUCAAUCGACAUCGACACAUCGCAGGUGGCAGCGUGGCCGAGUUUUAUCAACAUAAAACCAACAUUAUCUCUGGGCUGAAGACGCUCUAUGAACCCGACGGGCCUCCGCCCAGUGCAUCCGAGUUUACCAUACAACCAAAGGCGCUGCUUGUGCCGCUGCUGCCACAUCAGACCACGGGCCUUAAGUGGUUGUUGUGGCGCGAAGCUCAGAAAGUCAGUGGUGGCAUAUUGGCUGACGACAUGGGGUUGGGUAAAACACUAAGCAUAAUAGCGCUGAUCGUGGCAGCCAACGAAAAUAAGCGACUGGCUAUGCCUAAAGUCACAACCGACUUUGAUUAUAAGAAAUCGUUUGAGCAUCAACUACAGCUGUUCAAUAAACUUAAAACACCUUGGAAACGCAUUAAUAUUCUCGAGAGCGAUAGCGAAGAUGAACCAGAUGUAUUACCACCCAAGCGCCCAUUUCUGCCAUACGAAGAAGCUGAUGAUGAGCGUCUUCUGUUGCCUAACGACGAGUGCACUUACAAUGCCGGCACCUUAAUCGUCUGUCCCAUGAGCGUGAUGUCGCAGUGGGCUGCCGAGGCAACCACUAAGGUGAAGCACAAGGAACUUAACGUGCACACGUAUCAUGGACCAGAUCGUCGUGCCAUUAGUGUCUCAGACUUGCGCAGUAUGGAUCUGGUCAUCACAUCUUACAACACUCUUGUCUCUGAAUGGAAGCGUUUUGGCAGUGACUCGCGGCUGUUCAGCUCACGUUGGGAACGUUUGGUGCUUGAUGAGGCGCACAUCAUACGCAACACGAAGACUGUCUGUUUUGGGACCGUCACCAACAUUAAGGCCCAGCAUCAUUGGGCGUUAACUGGAACCCCCAUACAGAAUUGCGCCUUGGAUUGCUUUGCUCUCCUUAAGUUCCUGAGUGUGCCGAAUUUUAAAGAUCUGACGCUAUGGCGUCGCUAUCUCAACCAAGGCAUUGCCGGUCACUGCCGCAUGAGCUAUCUGAUAAAACCCCUGAUGUUGCGACGCACCAAGUUGCAACUGCAGUUGGCAGGGGAAAUGCCCGCGCUGCCGCCGCUGCAGGUGAAACUAAUCGAUGUACAGUUGACACCGGCAGAAAUGAACGUUUAUCAAAUACUCUCCGCAAUAUCUUUGAGGAUAUUUGCUCAGUUCUUGCGGCAACGCGAACAAAACAAUCAAGAUCUUCACUAUUAUUCUGUGCAGACCACACCCAACUUUAUUGUCGAUGAAGUCGAUAGUAAAUACAAGGCGAUAUAUGAAAAUUUCUUACGCUCCAUUGGCUACGAUCCAAGGGAACGUGUUCAAGGAAUUUUCAUUUUGGUUCUUUUUACUACGAUUACGACAAUUCUGCUGUCAUCCGGGCCUCAUGGUAAAGAUGCUCUGCAAUGAGUUUAAUUUAUCUGCAGAUGAGGAUGACCAGGACGAGUUGGAAAGUGAGCAUCUGAAUAUCAACGGCCAGGGCACAAUUGAGAAGAGCACUUUUAGCGCCAUCAAGAGUG
Molecule: messenger RNA, 2248 nt
Organism: Drosophila nasuta
Lineage: Eukaryota; Metazoa; Arthropoda; Insecta; Diptera; Drosophilidae
Product: transcription termination factor 2-like
Exons: 4
Coding region: 90-2138 (682 amino acids)
Biological process (GO): DNA repair
Cellular component (GO): nucleus
Molecular function (GO): ATP-dependent activity, acting on DNA; ATP binding
Source: RefSeq, a predicted model, not a curated record